UCGAAGAACGCGCAGAUUGCGAGCACGUGACCGGCAGCCAUGGUGGGAAACGGAACGAGCGAAUCGGAGAGCGAUUACCAUCCCCUCUCCGGACUGCGCGAACAAAGAGACAAAGCUACUUGGUUCGUGUCGACGGUUGAUGCCAUUAGAAAGUCGUUGGCAGUUGGUGGGUGCGGUUGCUCCGCGAGGUAGAGAAAGGUGCGUCGGUGUAGGCUUGGCGAGAAAGUUUAUCCGCGACGGUUGUAAAGUGUGUACGGAAGGUGCGAAGGAACGCGAAGAAGCAUAGAAGAGGAAGAUUAGAGAUCGAAAGAACGGCGUUGCGUUUCAGUUUGAGUUAACCAUUCCACCGUUUGGUCGAUUCUCGCUGGCGCAUCCGAGGAAUCGAAAAAUCGAUUCGGAGCUAGUUUAACGAGCGAAAGAAAUUCCGAACGCGACGUUCCCGAGUAACGAGGGAUUAAAUUGGCUCGGUCGAACGAGACCGCCCCUACGAAUUCAUCUGGUAUCGAGCGAAGCUACGACCAUCGCGAGAGUUUUCGCGUCGAACGAACGAGCGGUUGUUGCGAAAUCGUCGAUUUUCGUAAAAGAAUUGCUUAAAACCGACCGGUAUUUCUUUUUCGCGCUGGAGCGUCGACGAACUAAUACUAAACGCGAUCGUGCGACGUGGCCGCGACGCCAUUUUGUGAAGAUUGCUGUGCGCGUCGCGCGAUCAACAACGGCCUCUCUCGUCCCGUGACCCACCAUCAUCGAGCCGAGGAAGAAAGAGUGUUUCUCUUGGAUCGUCGCGGCGUCGUCUCUCUCGACAAGAUCGGUAGAGAGGAAGAAAAAAAGGUGGAGGCGGAAGAGAACUGGUGUAACAUUAUCAUAGCUCGUUCGACCUGGGUUACAACGCGUAGCAACCAUGAGACUGGAAAUUGUGUCAGCGGCGGAUUUUUUGGUGCAUCUGCUCCGUAUUCAGACGGGCCAACUGUCGGAGCGUCAACUCGAGAUGUUCAAAUCGUCGUUGACGGAGGUCCUACGUCAUCGCUACAGGGAUCACUGGUUCCCGGAUCGUCCGAAUCGUGGUUCCGGUUACCGUUGCAUACGCAUCAACGGUAAAAUGGAUCCCGUGAUCGCGCAGGCGGGCGCGAACGUCGGGUUGCUGCCCACGGUAUUGCACAGCUUGUUCCCAAGCGAGCUCACCAUGUGGAUCGACCCGUCGGAGGUGUCUUAUAGAAUCGGAGAGAACGGAUCGAUUUGCGUUUUGUACGAACGAACGGAACCCGUGCCGGAAGAAUCGCACCAUCAACUCCAGCAUCAGCAUCAAUUGCAACACCAGCAUCAACACCAUACUCAACACCAGCAACAACAACAACAACAAUUCGAGAGCUGCAAGGACUCCUUGUUGCUCGAGCAUUCGCAAUUCAGCGAGCAGAUCGCCGCGUUCGUUUCCAGUUGAAGCGUUUAUUGGCAUAAGUUUAUCGGUACGACGAUGCUAGGCGUCUCGCUUAAUUUCCAUUGGACGCGCAUCACGCUCUCGGACUGAUCAAAGCAAAAGCACACACGCGUUCUCGUGAUAUAUGUGAUGAUACGCUGCCCUGGUUGAGUGAAUAUUCGGCUCGUGUACACGAACGCGCGAUCCUACACCAUCUAUGUAUACUAUACAUAUAUAUACACGUCAAAUCUUUGACCAAGCUGCGCAAGUACGCGACGGCGUCGCUUGCUAUUUCGCGCGCGCGCGCGCGUCGUCUCUGAUCGAGAGACCAACAACGGUAACAAAUCACCAGUUUUUCGGCCAACUUCUCCGAAGGAAUUCGUCCAUACGCGUCGUCCGACACGACGGCUCGCUACCGUCGCAACCACGACUGACUCUAGUCCAACCGUGCGCGAGUCAUCCCGUGUUUUCGUUGAUACCGUACGAAACGGGAUACUCAUGGCGGAAGAUCAUCAUCAUCGUUUAACGUACGAAUAGAAUGGCCGCGCGUUCGCGUUCACGCGCAACGACGACUCAUCCAGGAGCGGCGGUCCUCUUGCGUCCCGGCGAGUCUCGCGAGAAGAUCCGGCUUUUUCCAGUUUCGAGAGGUACCACCAGUGCCCGACGAGACUGCCUGCAAAGUGAGAAGAAAAUCUGGGCGAGUUCCGGCGAGGAUCUCUCUCAGCCCGACAAAUUGAUCUCAGCCUCCUCCAGCGUAUUAUCGCGAAUCCUGAAGGGAAGGUACGCGGAGCGAGGAACAACGAACCAGUCUGACCCUCUUCUCUCCUCUGUUCCGGAGCGAGGACAACCGUAACGAGCCUCUCUUCCUCGAGAACAUUUCAACAAUGUGUUUUUACCGUCGCAAAUCUUUUUUCUUCCACGAACUUUCUUACGCGUCGAUCCAACGGAUCCCCCGGUGUUCCGAUGCUUUCUGACAGCAUGCUCUCUCCACUUUGACGGACAACAACAACAACAACAACAACAACAACAACAACGUCGAGGACAACGAUCGAACGGCACUGCGAGACCGUCGUCUCCUGUUUUCGAGCCGAUGCGAUGGGAAAACUAACAACUUUAUCUAUCCUCUCUUUUGUCGCGGUGGUCGUCGAGGAUUGUUUCCUCUGAUAUCGCCACCGAGCCACACACGAACAUCCGACACUGACAAUUUCCGAUAAACAACAAACCGAAUGAAAACAAUAGAAAACAAACCCGUAUAUUUUAUGUUGCCACGUCGUCGAACACACACAGGAGAAACCCGUUAAUCCAUACAAUUUCUGAUUCUCUUCAGAAAUUUAUGCCGAGCUUCUCAUGGAACUCGUUAGCAACGACGACAUCACCGUCGGCGUUAUCGGAAACUUAGGAGCGGAUCCAGAUUGUCGUUUUCGGAUCGUUCACCGUCAUCGUUUUUCAUUGGUCGUCGGACGUCGAGCGAUCCCAAGCUCGGCCCACACGUUGGUAUCGUUAACGUUACACAGUAAAAGAAAACACACGUUACACUGCAUACGUACAAACCUUUAACAAAAUGCGCGAGUUUAUAUGUACAUAUAUAUAGGUAUUAUGUAUGUAGAAAGCAGUAUAUACGUGUAAGUGGGCGAAAGAGAAACUCGCACGUAUAUUUUGUGUCAAAUUGUAUAUUAUCUGUUUUUGUGAGCGGAGAAACACGGAGAGUGAGAGUGAGCGAGAGACAGAGAGAGAGAGAGAGAAAGAGAGAGGGGGAAUGCACGAAGACGAAUGAAAGGUGAGCGGCAGAGGGAGAGAAAGGGAAGCGUGCAUGCGUGCAAGAAAGGGAAGCAAACAAAUAUGAGGUAAAGAACUGUGAUUAUCUUGGAAUGAAGGGAGCUCGUAUUUCGUGCAUGUGCCGUACAAUUAUCUUUUCUGGUGUUUCGAACGUGACAAAAGGGGUCGAUCGAAUCGAGGAAUGCAUGUUGACGCGAACGAGAAAUUAAUUAAAACGAACGGUCGUUUCGAUAAAAGAAUUCGCACUUUAGGUAACAACGGCGACAACUCAACUGUCGGUUUCGUAAUUAUUUCUUUAACUUCCGGCGUUUUAUCGACGUUUAUUCCGAUCAAGCUUCGUCGUUGACAACCAUUUUUUGAGCGAAGCGUAGUCGUUCGGGAGUUAAAAUGUGAUCGUGGCUUUGGAUGAUUUGUCUACUCGGUAAAUAAUCGGUUUCUUUAAAAUAGCUAAAAGACGCGUCGUAAUCGUUGCAAUACUCCGCGUAAUGCAAUUCAAAUAACGCGUAGAAUAGAGUCGAGUGUGCGAGUUUUGAAAGUUUGAAGCGUGACGGUUUUUCGUUCGAGAUAAAAUUUCGUUCUACGUACAUGUGCACGUAUAUGUAUAUGUAGUUGUGCGAUCGUUUCGGGAUAUCAACUCCGAUGGCGUGUCCGGUUUAAGAGGAAUUUGGUGAAUAAUAUAGAAUGGAACGCGUAACGUGCAUCGACAAGUUUGCGCGUUUUACCAUCUAUCGUCGGCGAGUUAUCUUUAUUUGCCGCGUAUCUAAUUCCUACGUGAGAAGAAUCGAGUCUCGGUGCGCAAGAAUUCGAGAGAAUGAUGUUCGUUUGGAGACGGUAGAUUAUUCGACGGUGAAGAGUGUGUGGAGAGAGAGAGAGAAAGAGAGAUGAAACGAGAGCCGAGAGAGAAGUGUGUCUGCGAGAAAGAGAGAAAGAUGGAGGGCAGAGGUAUUUGUCGCGUUCGGUAUAAAAUCGGAAGGCUCUGUAUGUAGCAAUUAUAGAAACCGUGUCUGUGAUUAUAUUAAGAAUAGAGAGACAAUAUAAGCAAUCUCUGUGUGAACGACCUAAUUAGAGGCGAAUGUAUUCGUGAUUCCGCGGCACGCGUAUACGCGCCUAUAUUGUACCGAUAUUUAAAAAUAUGUGUUUAUAAAUACGUUUACGUCCAAGAGUAUGCGCGGCAAUUUUAAACGGAUUUUUAGAUUAACCUUUUAACGAUCAAACCUUUACGCGGAUUGUGCAUUAAUCGCGUAUACCGAAUACAUACGAUACAUAGUAUAUCCGACGGGUUCGCUUGAUUUUUUUUUCUCUGGUUGCAUGUUUUUCUCGUCGGGAACGAUCGACGUUUUAUCUAGCAAACAAAAAUUAGAAAAAUAGAUUUGAUCGUUGGGCAGUUUAUCAGGGUCCGUGAUACGCUCGCAGCGCGCGAUAAGUUGCAAUUGAAACGCAAACACGUUCGAUUAAAAUUGCUAAACAUAUAUACCCGUCAUCUUGCGAAAUUCCGAUAGAAGCCGGGGCGCGCAGACGAGGACAAAAUUGGAUUUCGCCGUUUUUGUUUAAUUUCGAAUCACAGAAUGCGAACCGUAUCUCUCCGAACGACCAUCGACGAAACGAAUUUGUCGUUCGACGAAACUGGAGAAAGCGUGAGUCGAACGGCGACGCGUAGAAAUCUCGCACACCUUAUAGUCCGUAGACGAUACGAUACGAUGUAUAUGUAUGAUAUAACUUGUAAGAGCUGUAAAGAUAAUGUUCCUUUUUCUCUCUUCUUUUUCUUUUCUUGUCUUCUUUAUUUGAUUUCGAGCCAUCGGAGGAAGAUAACCGACGAUAAUAGGCCGCGCUCAUCCGAUAAACCGUUUGAUUCGUGUACACACACAAACACACGUACAGACACUCACACAGAUGUAUUGUCCACGCGUAAACGAACGAACACAUUACACGAAACCGUAUGGAAUUAUAUUCACAGCGUUGGCGAACAAGCGGAAAUUCAGCGAGAAAAAAAACGUUGCGAGAAUCGGAGCGAGAGUUUAUUUCACGAGCGAAUUGUAAUUACUAUAUAUACAUAUAUAUACGCAUAUAUUAUAUAUACAUACAAGUUGUAUAUAUAUACAAGUUGUAUAUAUAUAUAUAUAUAUGUAUACAUAUAUAUAUAUAUAUAUACACAACUUGUAACUAUACAUAGAGUCCUUCAGGAAGAAUUUGUACAAACCCGCUGGCAUAAUGUACCAGCAAGUCUGUGAUUUUAGCUUGGUUAAUUCAGUAUUUUUUUAAAUAAAACGAGACAAAAUCAAGAUAAACGAUAAAAAAAAAAAGCAAGAUUCGAACUUGGAAAGAGGACUCGUGCAAGGGAGAGACGCGAGCAAGAGAAAGUUUUGUACGAGAAAAAGCAUAAGUCGUUUAUACCGUGUUGCGUAUCGAGCAUGGUUGGAGGUCGAUGUGUGACGCGCGUGUGUGGGAGGAAGGGGAGGUGCAAGUAGAAAAGCAAAUAUAGCAAAGUGCCGACGGGAGAUAUUUAUCGCGUGUAUAUUUCACGAAAAUUUGUACAAAAAGUCAUCGCUCGCACGCCGACGUUGCAGACGCAAAAUUUUGAAUCGUAUAAUUUUCUUUUUUUAUUUUUUGAAUUUUUUUUUUGAAUUUUUAAACGCAUAUUACCGUCGAGGGCCGUUGCGCUCCCGAUUUGAUUACAAUUGUAAAUAUGAUAAUAUACUUAACGUGUAAUUUCGAUCGUGAAUUAACAACGAUGGUGUGUGUAGAACAAAAAAUGAAUGUAUUUUCUUUUCUCUUUUUUUUUCUCUUUUCUUUUUUUCUUUUAGACGAUAAUUAAUUAUUUAUUCGAACUCGAACUUCAGAGUUUCAUUUGCACUGUAAAUCAUACGCGUCCUCUGCGCGAAUAGUAAUUGUAAAAUUCAAUUGGAAAUGUGCACAAGUAAUAUUCGUCUUCCGUUCGCAAUUUUCACGUACGAUCCCUCCGCUUUCUCCGAGAGUUGCCAGUGUGGUGGUGGGGUGGAUGCGAGCGUGACAGAGGAGCCGAGACGUAUAGUUAGUUAGCGACAAAAGAGAUACGCAGCGAACAUCUGGAAACGCGUCGCGGUGGUAUGUAAAGGCAAUACCGUUUUCGGGUGCGUUCAUGUGCGUUUCUCGUUCGUCGUUGCAAAGAGCCACAAUUUAUUUAACACGCUGACGUUGAAAAAGUGUCCGGUACCGCGUCACCUGGACUUGUUUACACUCGACUAACGGCUUCGAGAGUUCGCUACGCGUAUCUUUUCUAUGUUCGCUGUACCGGCGGAGGGGGGUGGGGAAGGAAUCGCAAAAUUAGAGUACAUGUCGUGUAUCGUUCUUUUCUGUGGAAUUGACGCUUUUGUUGGGACACCAGGAAGGAGAAUGCACGCGCGAGAGAGGGAGAGAACGUGUUUCGAAAGAAAAUUGUGCGACGAGUUAGAAAGAGUGUUUGCGAGAAUGAGAGCAUGCGAGCGGGUAGAGCGAGAGAGGCUACGAGAGCAGAUCGAGGGAGAAAAAGAGGGAUGGACGGUAAGAGAGCGUGAGGCCCGGCAGGGGUGCUCAACUCGGGUGAAGUAGGCCGUGGGUUCCAUCGUGGUAAUAUAUGUAAUUGUGAUGCCGAAUUAUUGUAUUAGAUUAGACAGAAUUCGUAGCGACUUUAACACGCGUUUCUCAAGCUAAAGAGACAAACGAGAUACGAGACACCGAUCCAAGGUCAUCGAGAUCCGAAUUCGGCGGCCCUGUUGGUCAGUGCACAAGGAAAACAAAAAAAAAAUUACAACACAUCCACACACGCGAACCGAUCGCGAUCGCAAGCGAGACGAUCUACACGAGGAAUUCUGUAUAAAAGAAAUUCGCUUUACCAAUAGUCAUACGAGAAAAAGAAAAAAAACACACCGAAAAUAAUACACGUUGGAGACGUAAGAUGCACAUACACAUGUACACGUACACAUACUUUGACGAGAUACAUGGAACAGACACGAGGAACACGUUUACGUACACUCUCGAAUCUGUAGACUAGUAGGUUUACUAUUAAUUAUGAAUUAUGAUUAUUAUAUCUAUUACUACAUCAAUGUAUAAUUAUAUUUAGUUUUUAGGUUACUAUGUCUAUCAUUUUCCGCUUGUACAUAUGCCGUGAGCUCGAAAAAAUUAAAUCUUUAUCAAAUGAAAUCUAUAAUUUUUUCGACUGUUUUUGUACAGAGAUAAUAAAAACAAAAAGGCCUCGUGCUUAUGAAAUUUCAUGAAUACAAAACAACCGCUGUCCAGUA
This is a messenger RNA of Hylaeus anthracinus, 7440 nucleotides long. Its product is annotated as protein BTG2-like. Lineage: Eukaryota; Metazoa; Arthropoda; Insecta; Hymenoptera; Colletidae. Gene Ontology annotation, cellular component: cytoplasm; nucleus. Gene Ontology annotation, biological process: negative regulation of cell population proliferation; negative regulation of mitotic cell cycle. The record is from RefSeq and is a predicted model, not a curated record. The transcript has a single exon. The coding region runs from base 899 to 1435 and encodes 178 amino acids.